CACGCACACGCGCAUGCGUAAUAGCGGUCCUUAUUUUUCAAUGUCCAAAAAAUUCAUGAAUGACGGCAAUCACAACCUAUCGCCAGUAGUAUUAAUAUAAUUUGUAAUUUUAAUGUUAGAAAAUGCUAGUUUUAAUCACAUAUACUAACGAAAUUGUACCAAUUAGAUAGUGUUCUCCCUAAAAAGCAGUGGAAUUGGAUUAUUCUAUGACAAUAAAAUACUAAACUAAAUCGAAAAUGACUUCGAAAACAAACAAAGUAUCUCCUUCGUCAAGCAAGAUGUCUACCAGCCCAUUUCCUUACACCUGUGAGCUCUGCGGAGCUGAAGGCCUCACAGAUGAAGGUAUGAGGUCCCAUACCUUGGAGGCCCAUGUCAACGGGAGGCCGGAGUGCCCGUUUUGCGACUGUGCGGUGCCUCAGCCUCAGUUAGUCGGUCAUGUGCAAAAGGCUCAUCUGCAUUAUUUGACCCCUGAAAGGGAGUUGAUGGCGUUUAUUGAUGACCAGAGCCCGAGUUUUGACGAAGACUCCAAAAUGACGACUACAGACAGUUGUAGCUACAAUACGCCAGGGUCUAUAAAUGGGUGGCACAGUCCUGAUAACUCCACACAAUACCACAAUGGGGCUAUUUCAAAGAAUCUCAAUUAUUAUAAUGGAUACCAAGAAAAGGAGAGUUACAGUCGAAGUGAGAAAGAAGAAGAAAAAUGUUCACGUUCUCCCAAAAAUAUUAAUCUUGUCAAUGGACUGAAAAAUAUCAAUAUUAGUAAUGGUGUGGUUCCUAAAAAGGCUCAAAGCAGACAAAAUUCUCAUGAAAAUGAGGUCAACGGGAUUGAUAGAAAAGGUGCGAUUUCUAGUCCAAGUCAUAAUAGUUCUGGUAGUUAUGAGGGGUCGCCUAAUAAAAAUAAGUUGUCCAUGGCUAGUGCCGGACAAGGAUCACCUCUUAGGUCUCAAUUAGCGUUAAAAUUAAAACCAAAUACACCGAAAAAAAGUGUUCCUACUCCAAGUCCUUCCGUGCAGUGUCUAUUGUGUGAUUUUACGUCAACAUGUCCGAGAAAAUUGGAAGAACAUAUAAACCGUGCGCAUUUCGAUCUCACAUCGCCGUCUAUAAAUGCGAAUGCUAACUCGGAUAACCCGACUUUGGGGUUGAGCAACCCCACACUGACGCUGGACAACCCGACGCUAGCGUUGAGUACGAUGGCCAUGUCUCCAGGACCACAUAGUUCAUCGUACCAGUGUCCAAUAUGUGAGCGGGAAUUUUCGCACGCCAACGAAAUCGAAGUGCAUGUCAAUGUUGAACAUCGAGAUAUUUUAAGUCCUCAGAAAUCAGAUCAAGUAGACAACGCAUCAUGCAACGAGGAUGUGGUGAUGAUGGAGGAGAGUCCGGUGAGCAACUGUCCAGUGUGCUGUCAACCGCUGCCACUGCCACAGCAUGAACUGAUCCAACACAUUGAGGAACACUUUGAAAGAGGAGAGGAGUGUGGAGCUCCAUCAGGCCUGUCGGCAGCCGAGAGGGAAGCUCAGAGGAAUAGGGAGGAACAUGAGUUCCAAUUACUAAGGGCACAAUACGGUAUGGAAGAGGAUGAUGAUGAAGGCUACACUCACAGAGCGACCAACAGCCUUAAGCGUGCCGUGUACAGCGGAGCCCUAUCUGUAGCGGGGUACUACGAGCGCAGUCUAGGCCUCCGUAGGGCUGCAGCCUCGGGAACUGACACUGGGUCUUCUAGGACUACAGGUCUCUUAGAGCGAAUAAGUCAGCUAAACGCUCAGAACCCGAGUAUAGUUAAGACGUACUUAUGCAGUGCGGUCGAUCACUACGCUAGCACUUACGGAGAUAGGGGCUGGGGAUGUGGGUACAGGAACAUGCAAAUGGUGCUAUCAUCCCUGAUGCGUCAUCCCCCAUACUCCUCACUCCUGAGUUGUACUCUCGAGCGAACCAGCGAGUGCGAGUGUGUGCCGUCUAUACCGCGCCUGCAGCUGCUGGUGGAGAGAGCCUGGCAGCUGGGCUUCGAUACACAGGGUUCAGAGCAACUCGGCUCCAAAUUAUACAACACUCGGAAAUGGAUAGGUGCCUGUGAGGUAGUCACUGUGCUCUCAUCGCUCAGGAUAAGAUGUCAGCUGAUAGACUUCCACAAGCCGACAGCGGCGGACGGCAGCCACCCCGCGCUGUUCGACUGGGUGCUGCGCUACUUCCAGGAGGAACCCUCGGCCUUCAAGGCGCCGCUGUACCUGCAGCACCAGGGUCACUCGCGCACUAUAAUCGGCUACGAGAAGCACAAGGACGGCAAGGCCACGCUGCUCGUGCUCGACCCCUCGCACUCGCCUGCGCAGGUUCGUCAGGUGGUAUGUGGCAGUUCAGCAUCUUGUGCGGCGGCGCUGCGCCUGCUGCGGCGCGGAGCCCCCGCCCUCCGCGCCAAGCAGUACCAGCUGCUGUGCGUCAGCGGCGUCAUCAGCGACACGCAAGAGUAUGAGGCCAGCAAAGUGCUUCAAUCAGUUCGGAUCCCAUAAGAAAGGUGAGCGGGGUGCCACCCCACUCAACAUUACUCAACUCUACUAUAUUUUCACUCAACCGCUCAACAGGUAAACCUAUGACGCUCAACUUUCAGUUUUUGCUAGUUUAGUUUUCAAUAUU
This is a messenger RNA of Helicoverpa armigera (cotton bollworm), 2625 nucleotides long. RefSeq names its product zinc finger-containing ubiquitin peptidase 1. The record is from RefSeq and is a predicted model, not a curated record. The coding region runs from base 237 to 2501 and encodes 754 amino acids. The transcript is spliced from 16 exons. Lineage: Eukaryota; Metazoa; Arthropoda; Insecta; Lepidoptera; Noctuidae.